AUUCGCCAUAAUCCUAUUUAAGCUUAAAGAGAAAUGUAAUAAUUCUCAAAUAAGAUAAGAUAACGACUAUUUUAUCUAGUUUUAUGGUCGUAUACAUCCUUAUUUUUAAUAAAAUUAGUUGAUUUUCAACGCCGUGACUAGAAGAACAAUACUGUGUUGAGAUGAAAAUACUGCUUUAUGUUACGUUCUUAUUGAUUUUAAUUCGCAGUUGUCGAGUUUGUUUUGGUCGUUCAGAAACAAAUGAGAGCUCGUGUUCUUGGCAAAAGAAAGUUGGAUUAGUUACAACGCAGCUGCCGAGUGAAAACGUACGUUAUAGAUAUGCGGUAAAUAAUGGAAGAUAUUCAGUCAGUUACGUAUUGGAAAAAUUCGCAUCAUCAAUACAGUUAGGUUUCAAUUAUUGGAUAAAACACGGGAAUGUAAGUGUAGUUAUUGAAAGUGACGAGUAUCUGUUACACAACGUUGAGCAGGAAAAAUGGUCUUCGUAUGAAGAACAAUUCAGCAAUUUAACAGCAUCUAGUCAGAUUUUAAUUAUUGCACAUUUAGAUGAUGAAGGUGUGUUCGCUUUGACGGAAUUACAAAUAAAAAUCAACAGCAACGAAAAUAUAACCGAAUUUUUAUGUGCGAGCUUCAACGGUUGUAGUCUGUGGAAAUAUGAAGGCUUCCGGAGGAAUAUUUAUCAUCCUUAUUUCGUUCUCGGAAAUGAUACGAGAGUUGAAGCAUUUACAAACACAAGAGGAAGACACGAAGUUCUAAGUUUAAGAAAUGAAAGAGAAAAAGAACAAGAAUUAAAUAUUACUUAUUAUAUUAAUGGAUGUAGCCAUAAGAAAGCUGAAUUAGUUUUGUUUUGUCAACUAGAAAAUGGCAAAAUUAUUGAAAUUUGGAAAGAUGAAACUUUCGAACCAGAAUGGAAAAAUUUACUCAUAAAUACAGAGUCAUAUUUAAGGCCUUAUCUCGAUUAUUCAAUAAUUAUUCAAGCUAAUACUGACGAAGACACGUUAAUUGCUUUAUCAUCACUUCAUUGUAACACAAAAGAAUAUUUACCAUCUAUGAGUUACGCAUAUAAAAUUCAAUCUGCUUUGAAUUUUUCUAAUGCCAAUUGGAUGCUGGAGACGGACUCAGGAUGGCAUCAUCACGAUUCAGAUGAAGGAUGGUAUCUAUACUUAUGUAGCGAGGACAAACAAGCUGUGUUUAGAAGUUGGUGGAUGGUGCCUAAAAAAGAAAAUUUUGUCCGUAUGAAAUAUAGGAAAAGAGGAAGAGGCGAAACGAAAAUAGCAAUUUAUUUGAAGAAGGAAAAUAACCAAAAACGCAUAUUGAAAAGACUGAUUGUAGUUAAUUCUGAAUGGGAAAUUUUGACUAUCCCCUUUUCAAUUGAAAAAGAUUUUUACAUCUCGAUUAAAGGAACUGUGAAUGGUGAAGAUACUCAACUGCAUCUUACUCAAUUAUCAGUAAAUGAUCCUUGCCAUCUCGAUCCCUGUCAAAACGGAAAAUGCAUCGUGAAUAAUGAAACGAACUUUGAAUGCCAAUGCGAUUUUGGAUAUAUCGGGAUAACGUGUGAAUUAAUUGAUUGGUGUUCUAUAAACUAUCAAAAUAUCAGCGGUUAUGACUUUUGUCGAGAAAGAAAUGCAUCGUGUAGGAAUGUGAUAGAUGCGGACACCUUUACCUGCGCUUGCCAUGAAAAAUUACAAUAUUUUAACUUAGAUGAGGGUUGUACAGAUUUAGAUCUAUGCGAAUUAAACGAAUGUGGAUCGCAUGCAAUAUGUAAAAAUAAUUCGUGUUUCUGUAAAGAACAUUACGAAUCAGAAAUGAUAGAAAAUAGGUUAUUUUGUAAGCCUAUUAAUUAUUGCCUUAGAAAGGUUUGCGGUGAAGCAAAAUGCCUCCCUGGAGACGAAGAUCGACCAGAAGAGUAUAAAUGUUAUUGCGAUUCUGGUUUUGUUUAUAGAAAUAAAAAGUGUGAAAAUAAUAUGUGUAAUUUUCCAUCAUUCAAUCAAUGCGAACAACAAUGUUUAGUAAUCAAUGAUCAUUACCAAUGUUCCUGUGGUAAUGGGUUUGAUUUAGUAAACAAUUCAACAUGUGCUAUUUCAGACAGAUGGAUACUGAACAACGAUACUAAAAUAUAUGAAAACGGUAUCUGUGUUAUGAAUCUUUCUACAAAUACUACCUCUUGUAUAUGUAAAAAUGGUUAUGUUUAUGAAGACGGAAAAUGCAUCGAUUACUGUUCCUUCAAUAACGGUAGUGUAGCAAAGAAUCUUUGCCCAUCAGGGAAAUGCGUUAAGGAUGCGAAAAAUAUAUACAAAUGUUUAUGCGAAGGAGAAUACAAACUUUCUGAAGAUGGGGUAACUUGCGCUUUAAGAAAUUGGUGUAAAGAAAACGAAGAAGGAUAUUUAUACUGCAAAAAGAACAAUGCGAAAUGUGAAGUUAGAGACAAAUUUUAUAGAUGUUUUUGUCCUCCUGGCACUGAAGAAAACGAAAAUGGAAUUUGUACAAGUAAACCUAUUUUGAUAUUUAUAUAUAUAAAAGCUAAAAUCUACAAUUGAC
Messenger RNA from Centruroides sculpturatus (bark scorpion), 2535 nucleotides. RefSeq lists its product as uncharacterized. The coding region runs from base 162 to 2534 and encodes 790 amino acids. The record is from RefSeq and is a predicted model, not a curated record. NCBI's taxonomy places the organism in Eukaryota, Metazoa, Arthropoda, Arachnida, Scorpiones, Buthidae. The transcript has 20 exons.